This is a messenger RNA of Pungitius pungitius (ninespine stickleback), 1747 nucleotides long. RefSeq names its product tyrosine-protein phosphatase non-receptor type 18. NCBI's taxonomy places the organism in Eukaryota, Metazoa, Chordata, Actinopteri, Perciformes, Gasterosteidae. The transcript has 5 exons. The record is from RefSeq and is a predicted model, not a curated record. Bases 263 to 736 code for a protein of 157 amino acids.
UUUCUACAUCCUCUUUAGUCCAUAUAUGGUCACUUCCUCUUACUAAAACACAAACAAAAACUAGACCGUGUGGUGAAGUCACUCUGGGACACUAACAAGGAGGCGCAGGCUUCUUUCAGGAGUAGUACCGCUUCGUUUUCACCGCCGCCACCUGCAUGUUGGAACGAGUGCUCCUGUGCAGCCCGUCUGAGGUAAACAUCACAGUCUGCAGGAGGAAGUAGACGCAGAGCACUGCUCAAAGAGGAAGUGAUCUACUUCCUGUAUGCCAAUCCAGCGCAGACGGUUUAUAGUCAGAGAGGACUCAGCCUAUCGUAGGAGACGAGCUGACAGGGACUCGCCGCUGACUGCCAUGAAUGACACGUACGCUGUGGUCAAUAAGCCCCCAAAGCCCCUCCCACCUGCAGCUGACCCCGCCUACUCCCUCGUAGCCCCGCCCAAAUUCAGCAGAACUCUACCUUUGUCCCAUCACUAUGACAACGACCCUGCCGGAGCAUCAGUUGCUCCUGUGUACAGCGUUGUCAGACCUCGAGCUAAACCGCCCUUGGCCACACCUCUCUAUGACGAGGAGUAUCCCCUGAGUCCAGGAUCAUCACAAAUCGACCACGAUUAUGAGGACCUAUCCCCUACGGAGGCCGACGUCAUCGGAUUACCUGGUGGCAUCGGGUUUAACUGUCGUAUUCAGAAGCCAAAAGGACCCAGAGACCCUCCAGCUGAGUGGAGCCGACUGGAGAGAUGAACUGGUUAUUACUAGAAGAUGACCUGGUUAUUAUUUUCAGAUGUACCUAUCUGACAGGUAAUAUACAGGGUAUAUUAAAUAUCUAAAAUCAAUAGUUUCACCAUUUGACGUAAUUAAAGUAAGUAAAGAGUAUUUCAUUUUUUUAUUCCAAUUGUUAAAAUAAAAAGUUUUAUAUUUUUAUAAAAAGAAGAAGAAGGAAUCCAAUGGGAAGCAAUGACAAACAUAAUUACAUGAGCAAUUAGUCCAGACUGUGACGAGGUAAUCACAGGAAAACCACCCAACACUGAUGACAUCAUUGUGACAUCAUCAGCGUAUUUGAUUACACACACAGGAAGAAGGUGGUUUCAAUUAAACCUUUGGCAUGAAGAUUGCACUGUGUGUAAGUGUGAAUGUGUGUGUGCCUGUAUGUGUGUGUGUGGGAGUGUGAGAUCAUCAUUACACAAAAGAUAGUAGGCCUGAUUAACACACAACCUGCUAUGUUUUCAUUGUGUGUUAACUUAAAUGCAACUCCAGGACCUCCCUGUACUCCCAUGAUGCUUUGCUGUGGCAGAGGCUCGGUACACACACACAUACACACAGGCGUACAUAGACACUCAAACAUACAGACACACACACUUAGAAAUAUAUGUGUCAGUCUGUGUGUGAGUGGGGUUUUUUUGUUCUCCAUUUUUAGCGAGGUGUUUUCUUGCUGCCUCUGACAUGGAUGUUUUCUUCUUCUUUCUCUGUUUUAACAAAGUCACCCUCAUUGUAUUUGGCUCGGUGUGUGUUCACGUUGAGAGCCUCUGUGUUGCAUUUCUUGUUUGUACUUGACAAUCAGUAAUAUUCACACUUUUUUCAUUGUUUGAAUGCAUUAUAAAGCGUCAAUAUUGCAACAUUUCAAAUGUAAUCAUAUCCUGUUUUUAAUUGUAUUUUGUAACAUCUGCCACUUACGGGUUACAGAUGACAAAUGUGACACAUGUGCAGUAAUGUUUUUUGUGCUCUGUCCCUGAAAUAAAUCUCCCAUCUAUUUUA